UAUAAUUUUUUAAAUUAUAGAGGAUCUACGUAUAAUUAUACUAAAUAUCGAAAGAGGAGAGCCUAGUUAUUCGGAUAAAUAAUCACAAGAAUAAGGAGGCUGUUCCAUAGUAUUCUUCCUCUCCAAUUUCCCUUGACUAGAGUAACCAGAAAUGGCUGAAGCCAAAAAAUUAGCCAGCCUAGUCUUCAUUCCUUUGCCUGCACUGAGUCACCUGACAGCAGCAGUAAAGAUGGCAAAGCUCCUCGCGGAUCGAGACGAGUGCCUCUCGAUCACAGUCCUCAUCAUGAGGAUGCCAAUGGAAAACAAGAUCAGUUCCUACACCAAGAACUCGCCUGACUCCCGAGUAAACUUCGUGGAACUGCCCCAAAACGAGUCCAUCCUUACAGAGUUGAUGAAAUAUCCCAAGCACUUCGUGGCUCGGUUCGUGGAGAGUCAAAAGGAUCUUGUCAGGGACGCUGUGCUCGAAAUAAUGAAAAGUUCGAGUUCGUGUAAGAUUGCUGGAUUUGUAAUCGACAUGUUCUGCACAUCCAUGAUUGACGUCGCCAACGGGCUUGGCAUCCCCACUUACGUUUUCGUCUCUUCUGGUUCGGCAGCGCUGGGCCUGAUGCUCCAUCUCCAGAGUCUUAGAGAUGACAAUAAUCUGGAUCUGACGGAGUACAAGAAUUCAGAUGCUGAGAUAUCUGUACCAACACAUUGUAAACCUGUUCCUGCUAAAGUAUGGCCUUCAUCAGUGUUUGAUAAGGAAAGUGAUCUCCUCGAUUUUGUCAAAAGGUACAGAGAGACGGCAGGAAUUAUUGUGAACACCUUUCUUGACUUGGAAUCCCACCAAAUUAGGUCACUCUCCAACACUGAGAAAAUCCCACCAAUUUACCCCGUGGGACCAAUACUUCAAUUUGGGGAAGACCAAACUGAUCAGGAAAAGCAAAGCCACAGGACAAUCUUCGAGUGGCUUGACAGGCAACCUCUUUCAUCUGUUGUGUUUCUUUGCUUUGGUAGCAAGGGAUGCUUCAAUGAGGAUCAGGUGAAGGAGAUUGCUGUGGCCCUAGAAAAUAGUGGACAUCGGUUUUUGUGGUCCCUGAGGAAGCCACCUUCGAAAGAAAAGAUUGAGUCUCCAGGGGAGUAUGAAAAUCCUGAAGAUGUGUUACCACGGGGAUUCCUUGAACGAACUGCGGAGAUUGGGAAGGUGAUUGGGUGGGCGCCUCAAAUGGAAGUUUUAUCUCACCCUGCAGUAGGAGGAUUUGUGUCGCACUGUGGAUGGAACUCAACAUUGGAAAGUGUGUGGUGCGGGGUACCAAUGGCCGUGUGGCCUUUGUUUGCAGAGCAACAGGCCAAUGCGUUUCUGCUGGUGAAGGAGUUUGAAAUGGCAGUUGAGAUUAAGAUGGACUAUAAUGCGGACAGUAAUGUGAUUGUCGGCGCAGAGACGAUAGAGAAGGCAAUCAAGCAGCUGAUGAACCCAGAGAAUGAGAUCCGAGUUAAGAUGAAAGCACUGAAAGAGAAGAGCAGAAUGGCCCUGAUGGAAGGUGGGUCGUCGUACAAUUACUUGAAAUGUUUUGUUGAGAAUGUCAUGAAAAACAUUUCUUAAUAUGAUACUUGUACUAGCUUUAAAUAUUGUUAUAAAUUAUUUGAAUCGAGUCGAACGUAUUAUUGUUUGAGUUUAAUUUGAAUUAUUAUCGAAUUUUAAGAUUUAAGUUUGAA
Molecule: messenger RNA, 1695 nt
Organism: Sesamum indicum (sesame)
Lineage: Eukaryota; Viridiplantae; Streptophyta; Magnoliopsida; Lamiales; Pedaliaceae
Product: anthocyanidin 3-O-glucosyltransferase 2
Molecular function (GO): UDP-glucosyltransferase activity
Source: RefSeq, a predicted model, not a curated record